Punctularia strigosozonata HHB-11173 SS5 is the source of this 777-nucleotide messenger RNA. RefSeq lists its product as uncharacterized. NCBI's taxonomy places the organism in Eukaryota, Fungi, Basidiomycota, Agaricomycetes, Corticiales, Punctulariaceae. The annotation marks the transcript as partial. The record is from RefSeq and is a predicted model, not a curated record. The transcript has a single exon.
CGAAGCGCAGCUGCACUGUCUGAAGUAAUAAAUCAACUAGUUGUUCAUCUUGAUGACAUGUGGGGGCACUUACUCGGGCUCGACAACCACGCACUACUCUCCCAAGACCGUCUCAAAGUUUAUGCAGAUGCAACUUUGCGCGCCGGUUCCGUGGUUCCCCAUAUUUGGGCCUUCAUCGAUUGCACUAUCCGUGCCAUAUGCCGACCAAGCAAACAUCAACGGCAGGCAUAUAACGGUCACAAGAAGUAUCACGCUCUCAAGUACCAAGCUCUCGCCCUCCCAGAUGGGCUUAUUGGCCACCUCCACGGACCUUUGGAAGGUCGAAGAGGUGACGGGUUUCUGCUCAGCGACAGUGGACUGUUGGACUGGUGCUCCGAACAUGCAAAAUGCCCAAGCAUAACCUCAGGCUCGGGCAACGGCAUGGACAACAGCUCGAAGGACACAUAUUACCGGUUAUACGGGGACCCCGCGUAUGGACUCAGUGACGUGCUCAUUAGUCCAUUCUCAGGUCCAGGAGAGAGAACACCAGAGGAGCGGGAAUUCAACGAAAGAAUGUCUUCGCUACGCAUGGAGGUCGAGCACACGUUCGGUAACGUACUCAACAAGUGGGGGUUUCUCCGGUCAAAAAGCAAGAUGAAGGUGUAUUCUUCUCCAGUAGGACGUUACUAUCGUGUCGGAGUCCUUUUAACGAACGCCAUGAAUUGCCUUCGACCAAAUCAAACAUCCCAGUUCUUCCUGUGCUCGCCUCCUAGUCUUCGUGAAUAUCUCCAUCAUUAA